AUGAUCCAAUUGCUCGUGCUAUCAAUCAUCAUCAUCAUCAUCAUCAUCAUCAUCAUCGUCCUCAGCAUUAUCAGCAUCAUCCUCCGAAUCCUGCUCGGGAAGCAAAGGUUCCUCCUCGAGAAUCUCUUGCAGACGAGCAGCGAUGUUCAGUUUCAACAUCUGGCGCAUUUGCUCAUCAAUCUCGAUUUCUUUGGGCGAGUUCCAGAAGACCAUGCGAGUCAGCUUGAGUAG
This is a messenger RNA of Aureobasidium namibiae CBS 147.97, 231 nucleotides long. RefSeq lists its product as uncharacterized. Lineage: Eukaryota; Fungi; Ascomycota; Dothideomycetes; Dothideales; Saccotheciaceae. Bases 1 to 231 code for a protein of 76 amino acids. The transcript has 2 exons. The record is from RefSeq and is a predicted model, not a curated record.